Oncorhynchus tshawytscha (Chinook salmon) is the source of this 5241-nucleotide messenger RNA. RefSeq names its product inositol 1,4,5-triphosphate receptor associated 1-like. The record is from RefSeq and is a predicted model, not a curated record. NCBI's taxonomy places the organism in Eukaryota, Metazoa, Chordata, Actinopteri, Salmoniformes, Salmonidae. The transcript has 23 exons. Bases 220 to 3393 code for a protein of 1057 amino acids.
AGCCUCAGAGAAAAGCUGUACACAUACACAGCAGCCCAGAGAGGCACACAGAGCCUUCUCCUUAAAUGGUCAAAGCUCCCAGGAGUGAAAGAGAGGCUGGUCCUGGGAAAAAAAAGACAGGGAAAAGAAAGGAAUAGAGACAGCUAGGGAUAGUUAGGUUUUCUGUGAAAAAAUCUGGGAAUUACAGUUUGACUGAGGGAAGGUUCUGUUGGGUGUUUUAUGUGGAGUUUAUGUGGAGCUAAGCAGUGGAGGUUGUAUCUCUCACAGGAGGUUACAGGUUCCAUCCCAGUGUCAGAGACACAAACACCCCCAGUGUCCCUAUCACAAGUCUUCCUCCAGUACGAGUGUGCCCCUUCACUUACGUUCCCAACGGAUACACCCCCCCAGUCUGCCUGUUGCAGUCACGCUGCCGCUCACACUGAGGAGAAUGUAGCAGGUCUCAGAUCGGAGGAUCCUAGUUGCCGUGACUACUGUCAGUCAGAGGCCCGCGACUGUGGGAGUGGCCAAGCAUUGCCGCCUGGAGACUGUGGGAGGAGUCAGCCAUCAAACCCAGAAGACAGUGCUGGUAGUAAAGCCUCUGAACCAAAAGAUAGUGGGAGGAGCAAUGCAUUACAACCAACAGAUAUUGGGUGUGAUCUAGAGCAUUGUGGGAGUUUCCAUUCUCAAGCUCUACCGACUGUUUUAAUAACAGGCUCAGAUAAGGAAGGAGGGGGCCACGAGUUGUACUGCUUUCCCUGGGUUCAGACUGAACAGCAGUUAGAGGAAUCCCCUACCCAACCCACUCCAGCUGAGAGUCCCUUUUUCUUCCCCCUGACACGACCCCGAGCCCCACAGCCCCCCAUUAUGCCCGUCCUCCCGGAAGAAGAGGAGGAUUCCCCUGAGGAGCUCGACAGUUCCUCCAGCUCACCCAGCACAUAUACACCAGUUGAAAGUAGAGCAGUUACCGUGGCGAUGCCUGCUCCCACCAUUGUCUUCCCAAAGCAAGCGACCGUGACCGUGGUCCAAGCAGACGGUCGACCUCUGGAACAGACCAGACCACACAGUCCCAGAUCUCGCUUGUCCCGAAACUCCCUGGGAGGACCAAUCACUAUUGUCGACAGUACAGGCAAUGUGAUAGACCUGGUGAAAGACCAUCUGCCUGAGCUGCAGCUCUCAGAGGAGGACCGUCAGAAGAACCUGGUGCUGCUGCAGGAGGCCAAGAAAGUCAGCGACCGCUUCCUGAGCCGCAGGGGUCGAAAGUCCACCUGCAGCCUCUCUGAAUCCCCCACAGGUCUUUCUCCUAACCACACACCAUCCUCCUCACCUGCACCGUCCAGAAGCAGCUCUCUUAUCACAGCCCCUCAAAUAGCUGUAGCCACAGAGGUGAACUAUGCCCCCUCAUCGCCUGUCAGCCUGCGAUUGGAGGUUCUAUCUACGAGGGAGCAGGCUGACACCAGUACACCAGAGCAUGAGAGCACCAGGAGGUUGGUGGACUGGAAGCCCAAUGAGAAGCGUAAGGUGUCCUCAGGCACCCUGGCUCCCCGCUACUCUGGCCCCCCACCCCCCAGGGAGCCCAAUGGGGGCCAGAAGGAGAACUGUGACCCCCGGGUAACAGCUAAGAAUUGCCCAGAACCAGUACUAGUCAAUAAGCCAGAGGAGGGUCUGGUUCGAGCCCCCAACCAGGCCCCUGCCACUGGGGUGGCCAAGCCUGUCCCUCGGCCCCCCACUCAACAGGCCCCCUGCACGGCAGAGAUCAAGACAAUCGGGGCCUUUCCUCCCCUCAUGAGAGCUGUGUCCUGGGACACUGUUGGAACCCUCAACGCCAGGAAUGGGGCACCAAGUCUCCCCCCUACAAACGAGGAAACCUUCUCCUUUCAAGACAAGACCCGGGAUGCCCUGCUCAAGUCCUCUGGGUACAAGGACUUCCCUGUACAGCCUGUCAACGUGCAGAAGCUGUCCAAAAUAAGAGAGGAGCACAAGCUGAUGCGGAACCAAAGCAUUGUGGGGUCAAAGUUGGCAGACUUGAGUGAAACAGCUGAACAGGAAAGAGGUCCCUCUCUUCUGCCCCCUGCAGGGUCUCCUACUGAUGAGGAGGCUAAAGAGAAGUCAGACGCCAUGCCCAACAUCUCAGACAUCAUGCUGAGGAAACUCAAACUGCACAGAGGGCUACCAGGCUGUGCACCUCCACUCACGGAAAAAGAAGUUGAGAACGCGUUUGUUCAACUGUCGCUGGCGUUCCGGAACGACAACUACACUCUGGAGACACGGCUCAAACAGGCGGAGCGGGAGCGGACCCUGACCGAGGAGAACACGGAGAAGGAACUGGAAGAAUUCAAAGGCUCUCUGAAGUGCACAGCACCACAGUGGAGUAACAUGGAGCAGCGGGAGUCUUACCAGUGCCUCAUAGAGACAGUAGCAGUACUGCACCGUCUGGCCACCAGGCUCUCCAGCAGAGCUGAGAUGGUUGGAGCAGUCAGACAGGAGAAACGUAUGAACAAGGCCACAGAGGUGAUGAUGCAGUAUGUGGAGAAUCUGAAGAGGACCUAUGAGAAGGACCACGCUGAGCUGAUGGAGUUCAAGAAGCUGGCCAACCAGAACUCCAGUCGCUGCUAUGGAGGAUCCAUAGACACUGGAGAUGAUGGAGUCCCACGGCCAUCCAGAUCAAUGUCGCUGACCCUGGGAAAGGCUUUGCCCAGACGGAGGGUCAGUGUUGCAGUAGUCCCCAAAUUUAACCUCCUGAACAUCCCUGGUCAGACCCCGGUCAUGGCAGGACCCGGCCCCAGCGUUGCCAUGGGACCCAGCCCCCAACCCACCAUGGGCCAAGCACUUCCUGUCCUGUGUGAAGCCAACAGUGUGAAAAGCAACUUUCCCACUGAGCCAACACAGCCAGCUAUAGAUGAGAGUGGAAAGAGUGUAGCAGAGCAGGAAGCUGAGCCAUCUGCCCCAGCCAAGCCCUCCGUCAACCUAGAGGAGAUCAGAUCAGAGAUCAGAUCAGAGAUCAAGGCAAAGAUCGAGGAGGAGGCCUACAAUAAAGGCUACCAAGAGGGACUGAAGAGAAGCAAAGAAAUCAAAGAGGUGGAGGAAGAGGAGGAGAAAGUAGAGGAAAAGACAGAAAAGAAGGAUGAAGGAAAAGGAAAAGAAAUCAUCAGAAAAGAAAAGUUCAGCAGUAAGGUUGAAGAUGUCCUAGUUGUCCUUGACCGGCUUUGCCCCAAGAUUUUCCGCGGUAACCGACUUCUCUGGAUUGUUUUGACGUUGUUCCUGGUCACGUUUCUGGUCGUCAAUGUUUUCACAUACUUUAGUGAUCGCUAUAACAACCAUGGGGACAUGUCGGCAGAAAAAGCCAUGGUCCAGGGCAAGAAGAAGAUCUUUGAACUGAAUGUAGGAGUACAGCCAAAGAAUCCCACUCCAGAAUAACAAAGAGCCUGUCUCAUACUUCUCUCAGUCCACAGACAAUUCUUUCCAUGAUACAUUACCAUACAAGAGCUGAACUUGAAUAUAGGGUUUUGAAGGGUUUGGCGAUGUAUCUUUGGGAGCGUUUAUUGAGUUUUUUUUAUUGGUUUCAGAGGACAAGCCUUCUAAUGAUCAUAAACUUUAUCAAGGCAUAUUUAUGUCGUGUUAGGAAAGCUGCCCAAGUGUUUGUGAUGGUGAUAUAUGAUUGUUGCUUAGGGGGCCAAGUAUAAUAGUGUGAUGAAAUAUUUUCUUCUGUACAGUGAGAUCCAGGACCUUUGGAUUUUAAAUGAUACAAUGACUAUGAGGUUAAAAUGCAGACUGUCAGCUUUAAUAUGAGGGCAUUUUCAUCCAUACCAGGUGAACUGUUUAGAAAUGACAACACUUUUUGUACACAGUCCCCCCAUUUCAGGGAGCCAGAAGGUUUUGGACAAAUUCACUUAUAUGCGUAUUAUAGAAGUCCAAAGUGCAGUAUUUGACGUAUGACUCUACUAAUCUGUUGGAUGCAUUCACAGUUUGUUUCGGUUGUGUUUCAGAUUAUUUUGUGCCCAAUAGAAAUUCAUGGUAAAAAAUGUAUUGUGUCAUUUUGAUGUUAUAAAUAAGAAUAUAAUAUUAUAAUAUUAAUACAAUAACUCUUCUACUUUAAUGUGGAUGUUACCAUGAUUGCGGAUAAUCCUGAAUGACACAAUGAACAGAAUGAUCAGGGAGGAUUAGCAUUUUUGGGGGGUAUGAUAUUUACACCUUAGUAACUUUCACACUCAUCAUUAUUCACGAUUCAUUCAUCAUUUUCCGUAAUCAUGGUAGCAUCCACAUUCAUUUAAAAGUGUUUAGAAACAUGUUCUAUUAUUAUUUACAAUAAAAUUGACUCCAAAAUACACAAUACAUUAUUUACCAUUCAUUUAUUUUAGGCACAAAAUAAUCUGACACACAAACUGAAAAUGCAUUCAACAAGUUUGUAUUUACGAGCUUGAUGUAGUCAUUGUUUGAUAUGAAUAUGGGACCAAAUACGAAACUUUUGACUACUUGUUACACAUAGAAGUGAAUUUGUCAAAAUAGUUUUGGUUCCCUAAAAUGGGGGGACUAUGUACAAAACAGUGCUGUAAUUUUUGAUGGAUGAAAUAUGGAUGAAAAUACCCUCAAACCAAAGCUGACAGUUUGCACUUCAUAAUCAUUGUAUCAUUUCAAAUCCCAAGUGCUGAUGUACAGAGCCCUCCCAAAUAUAUAUAUAUAUAUGUCAUGGUCCAAAUACUUUUGGACCUCACUGUAUGUAUUCACAAUGUAUUGUUCUUAUUCCUGGUCCUACUCUGAAUGUCAUCCUGGAGGACUGAAUGUGGCCCCAUGGGCGAAAAUGGAUGAUUCCUGAUGAGUUCCCUAAGACAAAUGUCACAGUAGACAUUAAACUAAUGUACAUUCAUCUACCACUCUGUUAUUUUAUGUUCAUUCUCUCAGGUCCAGUAAGAGGACAUCCCCUGAAGAGAUUUACAGAGAUAUUUAAAGACAUAGAUAUGUUUUUUUUGUUUUUUGUUUUUAUCAUUAGUAAAAUAUCUAUAUUCUUGGUAUUUAAGCAGAUACUUUUUGGAAAAUCUAUAAUAUAAACACAUUCCAAAGUAGUUCCUCAAGUGCAAUAUUUAGCAGCUGAUGGUUCUUGUUUGUUUGUGUUGUUACUGUGUUGGUUUGCGUCCUCCGAGCUUUGAAAGAUUUCCUUAAUGUACGAGAGCACUUUUAGACAGCAUGAGAAAUCUUCUUCCCGCAUGCGUGCCAGGGUUUUCUGUUGUGUCAUUUUCGCCUUGAAAUAAAGGUGCCUUAAAACUCGCA